Molecule: messenger RNA, 4975 nt
Organism: Lampris incognitus (smalleye Pacific opah)
Lineage: Eukaryota; Metazoa; Chordata; Actinopteri; Lampriformes; Lampridae
Gene: chl1b
Product: cell adhesion molecule L1-like b
Exons: 25
Coding region: 1-3510 (1169 amino acids)
Biological process (GO): cell-cell adhesion
Molecular function (GO): protein binding
Source: RefSeq, a predicted model, not a curated record
AUGAACUCUGAGAUUGCCUUGCACUGUGCAACUAUGAGCUCGCAGAGGAUCCCGGGAUUGGUUGCCCUGCUGGGCAUGGUCACCUGCAUUUGUGCCUUUCAUCUCACUACUGCCAUUGACAUCCCCUUGGAGGUUGUAGCCCAUUUAAACAUUGAGCAGCUACCCACUAUCACAGCUCAGCCGCCCAGCUCUUUCAUUGCCUUUCCCUUUGAUGAGAGCUAUCCUAUGACUUGUGAAGCCAAAGGAAAUCCGGAGCCAGAGUUCACAUGGACAAAGAACGGACAGGAAUUUUACCCCUCCCUAGACCCCCAGCUGAUGAAAGACGAAGAUUCUGGGACUUUUGUGAUACCCAAUAACGGCAACCUCACUGAAUACCAGGGGACCUAUCGCUGUUACGCUUCAAACAAACUGGGGACUGCCAUAUCUGAGGAGAUAAAGUUUAUUGUGCCCCAUGUUCCCAAGUUUCCAAAAGAAAAGAUUGAUCCCAUUGUGGUUGAAGAGGGUCAGCCUUUUAUUUUAGAGUGUAACCCACCUAAAGGAAUACCUCCUCUACAGAUCUACUGGAUGACUAUUAAUCUCCAACAUAUUGAGCAGGAUGAGAGGGUUUCUAUGGGCUUGAAUGGAGACCUGUACUUCUCAUAUGCAGUGGAGAAGGACAGCAGGAGAGACUACUGCUGUUUCGCUGCCUUCCCCAGGAUACGCACCAUUGUACAAAAGACGGCCAUGUCUCUAAUCGUCAAGACCACCAACGCAAUCCUGGAGAGAAAACCCAGUCUUUUGGUACCCUCUGGUGUCAGAUCAGAGAAAUGGCUGGUCAAAGGAGAGGAUCUGCAGUUGGAGUGCAUUGCGGAGGGAUUCCCCACACCAAAGGUUGAGUGGAUGAAGUUUGGAGACAAACUUCCAGACAAAGCAGAAGUGAAAAACCAUGGUAAACUACUCACCAUACCAAGAGUUGAAGAGGACGACAGUGGGAAGUAUAUGUGCAAGGCCAAGAACCCACAUGGAGAAGUUGUCCAUUACUUCACAGUCACAGUAGAAGAGCCACCAGACUGGAUAUUUAAACCAAAGAGUCAGCUCAGUAUGAUUGGCUCAGAAGUGCUCAUCAAAUGCUCUGCCACCGGGACUCCUCAACCCACCAUAACAUGGAAGGUGAAUGGGUUACCUUUGGAAGAGGUCCCAGCAGCCAAUAGAAAGGAGUUUGAUGAUACUAUUGUCUUGCACAAUGCCAAACCAUCCGACAGUGCAGUGUAUCAGUGUGAGGCCUCCAACAGAUAUGGAACUCUUCUGGCUAAUGCAAAUAUCAUGAUCAUGAACUUGUCACCCAUGAUUUUGACUAAAGAGGAUGAGGAGUACUCUGCUGUGGAAGGAAAGGGGGUGAUCAUGCACUGCAAGGUCUUCAGUUCUCCUCCCUCCACCAUCACCUGGAGCAAGGAUGACUCCUCCAGAUCUGUUGAAGGACCAAGGUUUACCGUUCAUAUGAAUGGAUCGUUAGAGAUCUACAAUGUGCAGAAACAGGACAUGGGACAGUACACAUGUUUCACUAAAAACACAGAGGGAACAUCUGCAAUUGAUGCCAUGCUUGACGUGAAAGAUCCCACCAGGAUAGCUGUGGCCCCAGAGGACCUACAGAUUUUAAUAGGCACUACAGCCCAGCUCUCAUGCCUGGCAGAGUACGACAAGUCCUUUAACAACGACUUUGAGCUCCUAUGGGAAAAAGAUGAUAUGGAGAUAGCCCUCAAUCACACCGACAAUUCUAGGUAUUUUGUGGAGGAGGGUAUCCUGCAGAUCAUGAAUGUGAGCCACGAAGACCAGGGCAUUUAUACAUGUAUGGCUAGAACUCCAGUGGACCAAGACACUGCUUCUGCAUUGCUUAUGGUGCUGGAUGUCCCUGAUGCACCUGAGAAUCUGGUCCUUUCUGAAAUCAAGGGAAGAAGUGUGAAACUGAAAUGGAUCCCUGGAAAUGAUCACAACAGCUCGACCACUGAGUUCAUAAUCGAGUAUGAAGAAAGCCAGUGGGAGCCAGGAAACUGGAAAGAGCUGCUCAGAGUACCCGGAAACCAUGGCUCGGCCACCCUGAAACUUCAUGGCCAUGUCGACUACCGCUUCCGUGUGUCUGGCAUCAACGCUGUUGGAAGGGGCAAUCCCAGCGAGCCCACAGAGAGAUACAAAACCCCUGCGGCAGCCCCUGACAGGAACCCUGAAAAUAUCAAAAUCGAAGGUCAUUUGCCUCACGAAAUGGAUAUCAACUGGGAGCCAUUGUUACCCAUUGAACACAAUGGCCCCGGUCUUGAGUACAAGGUGAGUUACAGGCGACAGGAUAUAGAAGAAGACUGGCAGGAACACAUGGUUAAGAGACAUUCUUUUGUUGUGAAGAAUACUCCCACCUUUGUGCCCUACGAGAUCAAGAUUCAAGCCAAGAACCACCAGGGCUGGGGCCCGGAGCCCAAAAUAGUAACUGGCUACUCAGGAGAGGAUUUUCCUUCCGCUGCUCCCGAUGAUGUAGCUGUAGAGGUGAUGAACAACUCGGUGGUCAAGGUCAGCUGGACGCGUGUGCACAAGGACAAGUUGCAUGGACAUCUGGGAGGCUACAGGGUGAACUGGUGGCAUCUGCGCAGUCUGGCGCAUUCGAAGAAAAGCCAUGGAGAUAAACGCACGCUGGUGUUCCCCGGGGACCACAACCAUGGCCUGGUACCGGGUCUAAUACCCUUCUCUGAGUACAGUCUCAUUGUCAUGACCUUCAACGGGCGGGGCAAUGGGCCCGGCAGCCAUCCUGUCAACUUCAAAACUCCGGAGGGAGUCCCAGAGAAAAAUCCUGUUUUCAGGGUCACAGAUGUUCAGAAACACCUUGUCUCGCUUGCCUGGGCCCCUCCGAUGGAGCCAAAUGGAAUUCUCACUGGAUACCUCCUGGAAUACCAGCUCAUCAAUGACACAGGGGAGGUCGGGACUCUGCGGACAAUAGACAUCAGUAAACCUGACACAACAAAAUGGGUCUUGCAUGACUUGGAACCAGUGAGCAAGUACAAGUUCUACCUGCGCUCCUGCACCACAGUGGGCUGUGGACCUGUUGUCAGCGAAGAGUGUACCACUACCCUUGAAGCACGUCUGGCCAGCAUCCACGGAGGAAUAUCCACCCAGGGCUGGUUUAUCGGGCUGAUGUGUGCCAUCGCUCUCCUCACACUCAUUGUGUUGAUUGCCUGCUUUGUCAACAGAAAUAAAGGAGGGAAGUAUUCCGUAAAAGAAAAAGAAGACCUUCAUCCAGAUGUUGAAUCCCAGGUUAUGAACGAUGACACCUUUUGUGAAUACAGUGACAACGAUGAGAAGCCGCUGAAGGGCAGCCAGGCCUCCCUGAGUGGCAAGAUGAAAGCAGGGGACAGUGGAGACAGCCUCGUGGACUAUGGCGAUGAAGACGGUCAGUUCAACGAGGAUGGCUCCUUCAUUGGGGAGUACGCCGGACGUAAAGAGAAGAGGGUUUCCACGGAGAUCAAAGCCUCCGUUCAAACGCCGGCGUGAGGAGUGGAACCAUCAUCCAUCCUAUCCCCAGAAACCGUUUUCAUCAAAUCUGCCGGGCUGAACAAAUAAAGCAGAGUGGAAAAAAAAGAUCUUAUCCAUACUGAGCAUAAUUCUGUGUGAAUGUAAUAUGUCACUGUCAGCUGCACUGCCCUCCUCAUUUUAUAAAGCUCUGUUUUAUCAAGUUGUAACUGAACGACCAUUACUAAAUACUGUAAAUAUAUAUAUAUAGUAUGUACAUUGUAUAUGUGGAGUGUUUUUUUAUCACUGCAAAGCAAUGGAGGAAUUUGGAGAGCUUGUUUUUUUUUGUAAAUGCAACUACUGUACCGUUUGUAAGAAUGUUUAAAAAAGAAAAACCUUCCUGUUCAUCACAUGCAGCUUUGUCUUCUCCGUCAUCUCACCACAAACAUGUAUCAUGCUGGAAUUGUCAAGUUGGCAUUUUCAUUUCAAGACAUAUAUUUUAUAUUUGAAAUGGAUUCAUUAUAUUUGAUGUGAUAUGUGUAUCAAAGUUGUUAAUUAACUUAUUUUCACUUACGUUUUCAUACCUGUCGGUACCAAGGCAACGGAAACAACAGCUAUAUAGUAGAUGAAAUGGACUAUAAAAAAAUAUUCUGAAUCAUGAUUAUCCUCGAAAUUUAAGGAUGUUAUCCUUUCAAAUUUUAUAAGAGGAUUUGCGGUAAAGCCAGGGGAAAAAUAUAUACAUCACAUGAUCAAGUCAGUACUUUCUGUAACAGUCUAUUUAAGACCACUGGAAUAUUAGUCAGACCAGAUGGGAUGGUUCUUCCAAAUUCGAAUCCAUUGCUAAUUACCUAUAUAAAAUUGUAAUUGAUAACAUAAUCUAGGGUCACAACAUGGCAUCACUUUGGAUUAUACAUUGUCUUUAAAAUGUACAGAAUAUUAGGAUAAACAAUCUAUUCCAAUUUAUUUUCGCUUUUAUUUAUGAGUGGUGUUACUGCACUACAAUUACAGCCAUUAUUAACCAUUAUUAUAGGACUUAACAUGAUCUAACUCGUAAAAUCUUUAAUCUUCUCCAUUGAAUUUGUUGGAAUAAUACAACAAGGAGCCAUAAGUUGUUCAAAAGUGACUGCAAUAUGAUUACAGUGUUGUUGUUUUCUGGUAACUGCAAUGGUUUAUGGAUUUACUUUUUUCACUGCCAAGUUGCUGUUAUCUGGUGUCAUGUAAGUUAUAAUUGUAUACCAUCCCUAGUUACAGUAUAUCGGCAUCAAUGUUACAUCAGUCUUAACAAAAGAGCCUUACUCUUGCAUAUCAUUGUAGUUAUGUCACUCAAACCAUGACUGCUGUGUUGAUUUUCAACAAUGAAUUUAACAUGAUCAACCGAAUUGCAACUUUUUUGUAGAAAUAUAUUGCAUGUGAAGGAUGUUGAUUGGUGUUUUCGAUAUUAUUAAAUUGCUUUACUUUUUUACAUCCUGGCAUUGGUCUAACUACAUAGGCCACAGGCAUUGGUGGA